Molecule: messenger RNA, 960 nt
Organism: Fraxinus pennsylvanica
Lineage: Eukaryota; Viridiplantae; Streptophyta; Magnoliopsida; Lamiales; Oleaceae
Source: the annotation of a GenBank genome assembly
AUGGGUUGCACAAAUGGGCUUUUGAGUGCGAAAGAAAAGAAGCCUCUUGUUUCCUUUGGGGUGAUAUCUGAUGUCCAGUAUGCUGAUAUUCCCGAUGGCCACUCAUACCUUGGUGUUCCUCGCUAUUAUCGGCAUAGCCAGCUAGUACUGCAAAGGGCGGUCCAGAAAUGGAAUGAGCAAAAGCUGAAAUUUGUGAUUAAUUUGGGAGACAUUGUUGAUGGAUUCUGCCCGAAAGAUCAAUCUCUAACUGCUAUUAAGAAAAUUGUCAACGAAUUUAAUAUUUUCAACGGCCCAGUAUAUCACACGAUCGGCAAUCACUGCCUCUAUAAUCUCCCUCGUGAUAAGUUGCUUCCGGUGCUGAACAUUCUCGGUCACGAGGGUCUUGCAUUCUACGAUUUUUCUCCUGUCCCAGAAUAUCGGAUCGUUGUCCUUGAUGGCUAUGAUAUCAGUGCUAUUGGUUGGCCCAAGGAUCAUCCAAACACGUUGAAAGCUUUGAACAUUCUCCAGGAAAGGAAUCCAAAUACUGAUAAGAAUAAUCCAAAUGGACUUGUGGGGCUCGAGAGACGGUUUGUUAUGUUCAAUGGAGCAGUAGGAAAAGAACAGAUGGAAUGGUUAGAUUGUGUACUUCAGAAUGCAACAAAGUUGAAACAGAAAGUGGUGAUAUGCUGCCAUAUGCCAUUAGAUCUUAGUGCAUCAUGCAAUGAAGCACUAUUGUGGAAUUACGAUGAAGUGAUAGACGUGAUACACAGAUACAACUGCGUUAAGGUCUGUCUAGCCGGACACGCUCAUGAAGGUGGACAUUCAGUUGACUCCCAUGGUGUACACCACUGGGUUCUUGAAGCAGCCUUAGAAUGCCCUUCUGGCAGUAAUUCUUUUGGACGCUUAGAUCUUUUUGAUGAUAGGCUGUUACUCAUUGGUGCAGAUAGAAUGAAGAGCCGGGAAAUGGUUUUCAGUUGUUAG